This is a messenger RNA of Colletotrichum paranaense, 3018 nucleotides long. RefSeq lists its product as uncharacterized. The record is from RefSeq and is a predicted model, not a curated record. Gene Ontology annotation, biological process: carbohydrate transport; transmembrane transport. Gene Ontology annotation, molecular function: iron ion binding; oxidoreductase activity, acting on paired donors, with incorporation or reduction of molecular oxygen; heme binding. NCBI's taxonomy places the organism in Eukaryota, Fungi, Ascomycota, Sordariomycetes, Glomerellales, Glomerellaceae. Gene Ontology annotation, cellular component: membrane. The transcript is spliced from 4 exons. The coding region runs from base 1 to 3018 and encodes 1005 amino acids.
AUGCCACUACGAACCACCUGGGUACAUCAUAAAUGGGCAAUCUUUUAUUGUGCUGUAUCAGCCAUCGGAGCCCUCUGCUAUGGAUAUGACAAUACGUACUACAACGGUGUAUUGGCCAUGCAGGAGUUCAAGAAUGAUUACGGAGACGUCCGUGAUGCCACCGGCAGGCUCGCUCUGUCUUCGUCUUUCCAGUCUCUCACAGCUUCCGCUAUUUACAUUGGCGACUUGCUUGGCGCAAUGAUUGCUGCUCCCCUCAAUGAUCGCUACGGCCGAAAGUCCACGUUCUGGCUGGCUUCAUUCUGCAUAUUCAUCGGCGGCAUUUGUCAAGUCGCAGACACAAUCAGCUCAGAAGCCCUACUUGUGGUCGGACGCAUCUUGAUUGGCCUUGGAGUGGGCCAGUUUACCGUCACUUCAUUGCUGUACAUCGGUGAAGUUGCACCCUUGGGCAUCCGAGGACCAGCACUCAUGUGCUUCCAAUUUCUCCAAUCCUGGUCUCAGUUAUGCGCAUCCGCGAUCAACCAGGGCACCAAGAGCAUCGCAAGCUCUCUGGGAUACCGUAUUCCUAUGGGAGGCCUUGUCAUUCUUCCUCUAAUCAUGGCCGCCCUUCUUCCCUUCAUUCCAGAGAGCCCGCUGUGGUACGUUCUCAAGGGCCGUCGUACAGAGGCCGAGCAAAGUUUUCGCAAGAUCAAUCAGAGCAACCCGAACUACGACCCGUCAGAGGAUAUGGCUACAGCUGAAAAUGCCAAAAAUGUCGAAGAGGAACAUGCCGAAUUCUCUUCAUGGGGAGCCCUGAUAACGGAUCCCAUCGAAAGACGCAAGUUGAUCUACUCGGCUGGAGCCAUGUUCAGUCAGCAGAUCUGCGGCAUUCUGUUUUUCUACGUUUAUGGUGUUGUAUUCGUACAGGCAAUCGGGUUGGGCGACCCUUUUCUCGUUCAACUGAUCACCAACAUUGUUCAAAUCUUCGCCGUGGGCGCCUCUAUAAUCACUGUCAACAAAGUGCGCCGCCGUACCAACCUCAUGAUCACCAACUUGAUGAUGCUGGUGGCCUUCAUCAUUAUCGGCGGCGUGGCGGUCAAGCCGCUUACAUCUUCGACACAAUACGUCAUUGUAGUGUUUUCCUUUGUCGUCGUAGUUGGUUUCAACUUCGGUCUUGGCCCCCUUGCGUACACCGUCGCUCGGGAAAUGGCAGUCGGUCCCAACCAGAACAAGAUCAUGUCUGCGAGUAUCGUCAUUUUUUACCUGACAACCUGGGUGGUCUCGUUCACCGCGCCCUAUUUAUACUACGAUGCUGGACUAGGUCCAAUGGUAGGCUUCGUAUACGCUGGAACGACGUGUCUCUCCAUACUGUGGACAUGGUUUUGUGUGGGCGAAACCGCAGGUAGAUCAAGUUUGGAGAUUUCGAGAUUUUUCACUGAAAGGAUACCCGUCAGAGCUUGGAGGAGUCAUGUAUUCUCGGAAAGAGAAUCCUCGGGAGAAAUGAGCUCAGAAGACAAAGGCAAGGCAACAUCUGUAGCGGCAGCUUUGGCACCAUUCGCGUACCAGCGCAGUGAUAUUGAUGCUAGAUUGACGGGAUUUCCUAUUUCACGAACGUACGUAGGAUGGGGAUGCUCUUUAAAAGGCCUUCGAAUUUUUCCUAGCCCCGGAGUUGCCGGUAUCUCAUCCUCGUGGCGCAUCUUCCACUGCUUGAGAUAUCGGCACUUCAUAGUGGUGCACGAAGCUCAUGAAACGCUGGGUACGCACGUCCGCAUUGGUCCAAACUACGUUUCCAUCUCAGAUCCUCGCGCUGUCUAUGAUAUUUACGGCCACGGUGCCAACAUUCUCAAGGAUGCUUGGUACGAUGGAGGCGCCGGAGAGUUCCGUCAUAUGUCGGACGAAAGAAUCAAGACCAAGCAUCAGAGGAAGCGUAAAUUACUUGCUCAUGUCUUUGCGCAAAAGUCAUUAUCGGAACAAGAGCCCGUCAUUGCUGAAACGAUCCGCACUUUGAUGACACAACUCAGAAAGCAUGCGCAAGAUGAGAGACCAGUCAACAUGCGCCGGUAUUUCAACUACUUCACCAUCGAUGCUUUUUCGACAAUGCUCUAUGGCAGUUCACCCAACUGCUUGGAGCGUAAUAGCGACAUAGUCAACGCCGAAACGCCGGGUGGGAAGGUCUAUCAAGUUCCCUUCAUUCAGUCUUUACUAGACGCCACUCACAUCAACACCGUCCUUGGAAUGGAAGCCGGUCUGUUGCCCUUGACCAGAAAGUUCUUUUCAUGGCAUCCUUACAAGAAGGCUGGCGCGGACUUCGAUAAUAUCAUCUUGCACUGCACCAAGGCGCGUUUCGCAUCCAAAGACAAGGACGGGGAUAUAUUCCAACAGUUGAUGGCUAAGACUAAGGGCGAGCCGGUAAACUUGCCCUUUGGCGAGCUUUUGGCGGAAUGCUCGGUCAUGAUGAAUGCCGGCACGGAAACAACUACGGCCGCUCUAACAAACGCUGUGUACCUCAUCUACACCCACCCUAACGUACUCGAGCAACUUCGAGAAGAACUGGACCCCAUCAUUGUGCAGAAUACCGUACCGAGCUACGACGCCAUCGGCCAGCUGCCGUUCCUCAAAGCCUGCAUUGAGGAAUCCCUCCGCGUUCGACCGGCAAGCUCAAUGGGCUUGCCUAGGGUCGUGCCGGAGGGCGGUCGGGUGAUCGCAGGGCAGUUCGUGAGCGAGGGCGUCACUGUAUCAGUCCCAACCUACACUCUACUGCGGGAUGUCGAGGCUUUCAAGGAUGCUGAGCCAUUCCGACCUCAGCGCUGGAUUGAUGGAAAUAAGGAGAAGAUGCUUAAGGUUCACCUUCCAUUCAGUACGGGACCUCGAGCAUGCAUAGGCAGAAACAUUGCCUACUUUGAGCAGCUCAUGCUCAUCUCAUCUCUGGUACGAAACUUCGAUUUUGCUCUAGCUUCACCGGACCAUGAGUUCAGGGCCUUGGAGCGGUUCAACUCUAACCCAGACGAGCUCUUCCUUCUCUGCAGACUUCGUGAUAUUUGA